AUGUCCCCGACAGCGACAAUAAGCAAGUUUCAACAACACUUCACCAAGAAUCCUAUAGGAGAAUGCCAACUCCAAGAGAAAAUAACCAACGAAGAGUACAAGAUUUGGAAGAAAACCGUUCCUUUAUUAUAUCAAACCAUCCAACUAAAGAUCUUGCCUUAUUCUUCACCAGUAUUCGAAUGGCUCAGUAAUGGUGUUACUUAUGACGCGUCAAAAAACCAUGUUCUGGCAAAAUUUCUUCUUGCAAAAAACUCCCCAUCAAAUGAUGAAUAUGUUGGAAUGUUCCAGCUCGGCGAAGUGGAACUACCGGCAACCUUGGCCAGCCAUACAAAACAUAGUGUUCCUAUUCCAUCAGGCCCUCCAGACCAUAGCAAAUUAAGAAUUUCUAAUGAAUGGAAACACGAUGACUUGAUUGAAAUAAUAAGGAUCAAUCCAAAGUCAAGAAAACUCGCGACAUUUGGCGCUAGCUCCGGCGAUAUAUCAAUCUAUGAUUUCUUGGUCGAUUCCUCAUCAUCUUCCAACAACCCAAUAAAACUAAAAUAUCAUAAGAAACCAGGAACUGCAUUGGAAUGGAAACCUUCUGAUCAAAACGUAUUAAUCAGUGGUUCUAGAGACGCUACUAUUGCCCUUUGGGAUAUCUCAUCGUCCUCGGCGGCGGCACCAGUCAGCACCAUCACAUCAACUUCCCCCAUCACCGAUCUUUCAUGGAACCAUCACUACCCACACAUAUUUGCUGCCAGCUCUCAAUCCCCAGAUCUCGAAGUCUACGAUAUCAACAACCCAUCUACCCCAAUAUACCACAUCCCUAAUGCCCAUAAGAGCAAUUGUUACGUCACCUCGGUAGAAUUCCAUUCAUCGAUAUCUACCAUGCUAGCAACCGGCGGGACAGACAACGUUAUCAACUUAUGGGAUUUGCGAUACUGUGGUCGCCCGUUCCGCACGCUUUUUGGACCGGCCGAUUCGAUUUCUCAACUUAAAUUUCAUCCGAAUAAUGCCAAUAUAUUGACCUCGGUAUCUGAUGACCGUAGGGUGUAUAUAUGGGAUAUGAACGAAAUAUCAGCUGGCGACUAUGACGAAGAGAUCAGAAGAGAUAUUGGUGAAGAAGGAGAAGACCCUUGCUUGAAAUUCAUACACGGGGGCCACACUGGGAAGAUCAACGAUAUCAGUAUUAGCAGUGAGUUGGUGGAUGUUUACGGAAGCGUGGGAGAAGAUGGGCUGGUGGAGGUUUGGAAACCUUUCUACGUUGAGCAAGAAGAGGAUAACUACAAUGAUAGUGAUGAUUUUAAGGAAAUUAAUGAAAAUAAAGAGGAAGAAAAUAAUGAUGAUAAAGAGGAGGAAAAGGAGCAAAACAACGGAAAUGAAGAGGCUGGUGGCGAUCAUAAAGAAAAGGCAGAUGGAGACAAAGAAAAUGAUGAUCAGAUUCCUGAAGUACAAGAACCUAAACCAGACCAUCCGACCCCAGAAAAAGAAUUGGAUCAACAAAUGAAUGAAAACCAUCAAGGCAAUAAGCAGAUAGAAACAGAUGAUAUCAAGGAUCAGUAA
Messenger RNA from Saccharomycopsis crataegensis, 1542 nucleotides. Its product is annotated as WD repeat RBAP46/RBAP48/MSI1 family protein. Gene Ontology annotation, biological process: regulation of DNA-templated transcription; chromatin remodeling. The record is from RefSeq and is a predicted model, not a curated record. Bases 1 to 1542 code for a protein of 513 amino acids. NCBI's taxonomy places the organism in Eukaryota, Fungi, Ascomycota, Saccharomycetes, Ascoideales, Saccharomycopsidaceae. Gene Ontology annotation, cellular component: Rpd3L-Expanded complex; Rpd3L complex; cytoplasm. The transcript has a single exon. Gene Ontology annotation, molecular function: nucleosome binding; histone binding.